Molecule: messenger RNA, 482 nt
Organism: Cantharellus anzutake
Lineage: Eukaryota; Fungi; Basidiomycota; Agaricomycetes; Cantharellales; Hydnaceae
Exons: 2
Coding region: 62-361 (99 amino acids)
Source: RefSeq, a predicted model, not a curated record
AACAUAGAACGCCUUCCUACCAUAAUGGCCCAGCAUAAUUGAUAUCUAACUGCUAACAACAAUGUUAACUAGACUAGUCAGUCAUAGACGUAGCGCUUGGGCGGCUACACUUGUCCCUGUUAGGAUUGGCAGUCCAAUGCCGAUGGUGCCGGUAGUCUGUUGGCAAUCGGUGCAGUACUGCCGGUGUGGUGAGAUCGAGACACAUGAUAUAAGGUUGUUUGUCUCAAUUUGUGUGGCGCAUGACGACCGGACGUCUGUUUAUCCUUGCCCAGGGUAUUUGAGGUGCUUGUUAGCGGAGGAGCGCGGUAUAUUUCGCAUGGUUACCGCGCUCAGGUAUCUCCCGCACUGCUCGUAUAUAUAGGAUUGAUGGCGCACGGCCGAUUCUCAGAGGGGUCGGAGAUCGAUCUGAUUAAGUAAGAAAGAUGUGGGAGCUAAGUAUCGUGGCUUGUCUCCAACAAACAAGCCCCUGGUUCUAACUCGUG